AUGCUUUGGUUACUCUCAGCAACUAAGCUGGUUCCCGCCGUAGCAAGCUCCCGCUGCCUCUCAGGAUGCAUGUCGUGUUCUCAGCGAAGGUACUCCCUCCAGCCCAUCCCAGAGAGGAGAAUUCCAAACCGAUACUUGGGCCAGCCCAGCCCCUUUACACACCCACACCUCCUCAGACCAGGAGAGGUGACGCCAGGACUAUCUCAAGUGGAGUAUGCACUUCGCAGGCACAAACUAAUGUCUCUGAUCCACAAGGAAACACAAGGGCAGAGUGGGACAGACCAGACAGUGGUUCUGCUGUCCAACCCUACAUACUACAUGAGCAAUGAUAUCCCCUAUACUUUCCACCAAGACAACAAUUUCCUGUACCUGUGUGGAUUCCAAGAGCCCGAUAGCAUUCUUGUUCUUCAGAGCCUCCCUGGCAAGCAGUUACCAGCACAUAAGGCCAUGCUUUUUGUGCCUCGGAGAGACCCUAGUCGAGAACUUUGGGAUGGCCCACGAUCUGGCACCGAUGGAGCAAUAGCUUUAACAGGAGUGGAUGAAGCCUAUACACUGGAAGAAUUUCAACAUCUAGUACCAAAAUUGAAAGAUGAGACAAAUAUGGUCUGGUAUGACUGGAUGAGGCCCUCUCACGCACAGCUUCACUCUGACUACAUGCAGCAUCUGACUGAGGUCAAAGCCAGGAGCAAGAAUAAGGUUCGAGCUGUCCAGCAGCUGGUACAGCGCCUCCGGCUGAUCAAAUCUCCUGCAGAAAUUGAGAGAAUGCAGAUUGCUGGGAAGCUAACAUCACAGGCUUUCAUAGAGACCAUGUUUGCCAGUAAAGCUCCUGUGGAGGAAGGCUUUCUUUAUGCCAAGUUUGAAUUUGAAUGCCGGGCCCGUGGUGCAGACAUCUUGGCCUACCCGCCCGUGGUCGCUGGAGGUAAUCGGUCAAACACUUUGCAUUAUGUGAAGAAUAAUCAGCUCAUCAAGGAUGGGGAAAUGGUGCUGCUGGAUGGAGGUUGUGAGUCUUCUUGCUAUGUGAGUGACGUAACCCGUACCUGGCCUGUCAAUGGCAGGUUCACAGCACCUCAGGCAGAACUCUACGAAGCUGUUCUAGAGAUACAGAGAGACUGUCUGACCCUCUGCUCCCCUGGGACAAGCUUGGAGAACAUCUACAGCUUGAUGUUGACAAUGAUCGCACAGAAGCUUAAGGAGUUGGGGGUCGUGAAGAACAUUAAGGGAAAUAAUGCCCUCAAGGCUGCUCGAAAAUACUGCCCUCAUCAUGUCGGCCAUUACCUCGGGAUGGAUGUCCAUGACACUCCAGACAUGCCCCGUUCCCUCCCUCUCCAGCCCGGUAUGGUGAUCACAGUGGAGCCAGGCAUUUAUAUUCCAGAGGAUGACAGAGAUGCCCCAGAGAAGUUCCGUGGUCUUGGUGUGCGAAUUGAAGAUGAUGUAGUGGUGACUCAGGAUUCACCUCUCAUCCUUUCUGCAGAUUGCCCCAAAGAAAUGAAUGACAUUGAACAGAUAUGCAGAAGGGGCUCUUGACCCUCGUUGCAGCCCACGUGCAUCUCAGGUUUAGAGGGGGUGUAUGUCCGUACCUGUACACGUGUGCCGGCCAAGCGUCUCUGCGUAUGUUUCUCCAGUGUUCCAUUUAUGAGUGUGGCAACUGUAUGAAUGUAUGAAACUGUGUAUGUGAUCCUUAUUUGUUUUAAGUAGCUAGAAAUCUGGAAAACUGAAUUUCUGAACGGUAUGUUACUACAACUUUAGUGACAUUAACUCUGUACAAUUAAUGACCAAGGCAGGCUUAAUUUUUAAAUGUACAGGAAUAUCGUGGUUAUAUGUGUCCAUGCAUUCCAGUUAACACAAUUAAACAUACAAUUUUCUCCUUCUCUCCAGCUCUUUCCCUUUCUACAUCUGAGAUCUACCUAAUAUUGUAAGCUGUUGAUGAUGCUUAUAUUUUAAGCUAACCACCAGUGUGUCUGCCUGUACUAAAAGCCACCUGUCAGGGAUUGUGGGUAGCCAAUACAUAUCUUCCAUAACUGCUAUCCGUCUCUUCCAGAUCUCUGUCUGCUAUCCGUCUCUUCCAGAGCCAUAUGAGCCCUUGGGGGCACCGAUGUCCUGCAGUCCCACCGUUCAGCUCCAAUCCAGAUUCUAGCAACACUAACUAACAAGACAGUUUUGAGUUUUUCUUGCUAUUUGGUUGCCUGUGGCCUGGAAAGUGUUUAGAUCUUGAUGAUGGAAGGAACGGAAGAGAAAGAAAAGCGUGUAUGUAUCUGCUUCAGAGCUACAUCUCUUGUCUGUCUGUUCUCAAUCUGAAGGAGAUUCCUUUCCCAGGCAUCCAUGCUUUCUUUAUAGAUUCUUAGUGCACUGACCCUCAUAGCACACCCUUGAAGCUGCUGCCCUGGCCAAGGGCAGAUCCUCUCUUACCUGUUGGAAGUCAGAGGAACAGCACCCAAGUUUCAGAGAGAUGCCCGUUAUCAUGCUAGAGUGUGUCUAGUGCGAUAUAUGGAACUCACCCGGUACCUGCAAACAUGCUAUGAUCCUUUUGUCUCUCCGACACUAGCACUGGAAGGGCGGGAGUCAGGAGUCCUAUUUCCCUCAACACAGCACCGGCUGCGUUUAUACAGGAACUCACUUUGCAGAGCGAACGAGUCUAGAUUAUUCCAGACGGUUUAUGCAAGAGCUUCUGUCAUAGAACUAGUGUGUUCAUCUCCUUUAAACCUGGAUAUGGGCCCAAAACGUACAAAACAUGCUGAUGGUUAGAGCAUGAAUCCAAGGGAUUUUAAGGAAGAAACAGGUUAGGGGAUUAACACUCAAACAGCCGUGUUCUGACUUUGCUCAGCAGCUAUGGGAGUGGAUGGCCACACACCUGGAUUCUUGUCCCUGGGCCUCCCCAGGGUCCUCCCCACCUCCCUCCAACUUGUGUGCUACUUUCUAAAAGAAGGGACUGAAAAUAGAUCCGCAAGUCUAGCUUCUCACCCUCUAGGCUUCUGUGACCCCAACAACCCUUUCCUUUGUAUUGAGUUUCCUCAGUUCAUUUACAAUCCUGGAAUAAGGAAUUUCCUUUCCUUCCUAUAAAUCAUUUUCUGUGGUCUUCAGCUUUCUAGCAAAAAGUCUAUGUGGCUUUUAUGUAUAGCAGCACCCCUGGACAUGAAACAGACAGACUGCUUCAGCUUCGAUUCUAGUCAAGUUCUGCAGAUACUGUGAGUCCUGCUUAGAAUGGCUGUGGCAGAAUUCUUCUGGUGACUUUUAAUUCCCGAGCCAAGUACAUUGUCCUUUGAGUCCCAGAUUAACCUUAGUAGCUAAGUAUUAAAUGAGACUACUAGAACCAUCAAGAAAUGGAUGACACAGUGUUUCAGGGCUUCCUGACAUGUUGAGGGUUUUUUAAGCAGAUGUGAUGCACAGUGCAGAAAUCUCAUUCAUUCUUAGCCAUGCCACAGACAAGCCCUGCAUUUCCUCCAUGUCUAAGUAUAAUACUUCACAUAUGCACCAGGCUCUCCUAAUGGGAAUCUUAAUCUUUAGAAGUCCUUCUAAUGUUACACUGGGAUUUUUCUCCCUCAGUUGAAGAGAGAUGGUUGGGUCAUGAAUGAUGCCAUCUAAAUGAAGGAAGCAUAUCUUCAUAGCCUCUGCCGCUUACUUUUGUGUGUUUGUCUCAGAAAUUUGUGUUUUUCCUCAUAAUUGGGAAACAAGACUUUUUUAUUUGAAACACAGUAGUAGCAAUUGCUGGAGUAGAAACCCUUCUCUUCCCAUGGCCAUAAUAUCUAAGCUGGGAAUACUUCUCAUAGUGACUGAAAGUUCUCUCUGGGUCUUCUUUGAAAACACCCUUAUUUUUUCACUAAUCUUUGUAAAGUCAGAAAGGGAAAACUCCUACCAUAGACAUUAAAUCUUAAUUUGAAAUUAGGAUCCAUGAAAUAAGAAAAUCCCAGGUGAAGACACUGUAACUCAUUAAAAUUGAAGAAUUGGGCUGUGUUAUAUUUUUCAAAGCUGACAUAACUAACAUCAUCUUUAGCUUUCUUAAUAAUAGAAAGAUUGCAGAUCUGAUGCAGGAGUGCUGCCUUUUCUCCUUUAUCUGUGCCAGAGAUCACAAGUACAGCACAGGGAUUGCCCCGCCGCGCCAGCUGUGACCUCAGAGUCCUUUGUAACACUGUGUUUUCCAGUAACUGCUAGAAGAAAACAAAAGUGGGAUUUGAGUUAGACCUUGUCUGCCAUCCCUCAGCUGGCAUAUGAGCAAUGAUAGUAGAACUCGUUUGUGUAUGAGUGUGUCUUAGAAACUAAGUGAGGGCCCAGGAUGGGGGCAGCAUAAAGGACCCUGCUUGCAAGAGAUCUUUUAUGGUGUGGUUGAUUUUUUUAAAAUUUUAGUUUCCCGAGGUGGAAUCUGAGGCCUAAAACUUAAGCUGAUAGGGUUAAAUUUUAAUCCUGGGAAAAUGUAAACACUUCAGCUUAUAAUGAGAAGGUGAUACAUCAUUAAAUGCUAAUGUUUAGUUAGAGCAGAAGCCCAUUGUCACAUAGUACCAGGGUCCUCCUGGCUGCUCUUCUUACCUCUGCCUGUGUGUUACUGAGGAAUUUGGGGUGAGCAUCAGGACUGCUCAGAUUCCCACUGAAAUCAAGGCCUCUUGGGAUAUGCUUCCUGAGAAUCUGAGAGAACUGCAGUCUUCGUUAGCAUUUACUAAUACUUUGUAUGAUUUUUUGUGCAAUUAUGUAAGUUCAGUUUGGCCAAAACGCUGUUACUUUUUAAAGCUCUACCCACUGAAAGUAGGUAUGUCAUUCCCCAACAAGGGAAAAGCAUUUAUUACUAUCAUUUUAAAAAUAAAC
Enhydra lutris kenyoni (northern sea otter) is the source of this 4791-nucleotide messenger RNA. RefSeq names its product X-prolyl aminopeptidase 3. The record is from RefSeq and is a predicted model, not a curated record. The coding region runs from base 1 to 1524 and encodes 507 amino acids. Gene Ontology annotation, cellular component: mitochondrion. The transcript is spliced from 10 exons. Lineage: Eukaryota; Metazoa; Chordata; Mammalia; Carnivora; Mustelidae. Gene Ontology annotation, molecular function: manganese ion binding; metalloaminopeptidase activity.